This is a messenger RNA of Ooceraea biroi (clonal raider ant), 852 nucleotides long. RefSeq names its product ATP synthase subunit O, mitochondrial (gene ATPsynO). Gene Ontology annotation, biological process: proton motive force-driven ATP synthesis. The record is from RefSeq and is a predicted model, not a curated record. Gene Ontology annotation, molecular function: proton-transporting ATP synthase activity, rotational mechanism. NCBI's taxonomy places the organism in Eukaryota, Metazoa, Arthropoda, Insecta, Hymenoptera, Formicidae.
ACCCAACGCAAAGGUGCUGCUGACAGGAGAGUAUACUAUUCUAUUAUAUCUAUGCACUGUGCCGUUAAAACCUUAUGUAAUGGCAGUUGUAUGAACCAAUAUUUCACUCCUUCGGUUUUUCUAUACACUGUCGCAAGGAUGUCUGUCAGCAGAGUAAUUACACGAACUUUUUGCUCCUCCCCUGCUGUGCAACAACUGGUUAAGCCUCCAAUUCAAGUUUUUGGAUUAGAAGGUAGAUAUGCGACAGCCCUUUUCUCAGCUGCGUCUAAACAAAAGGUCUUGGAUGCAGUGGAGAAAGAUUUAGUCAACUUUCAGGCUCUUCUAAAAACAGAUGCCAAAUUAGCAGGAUUUAUAAAGGAUCCUUCAAUAAAACGGAAAGAUAAGGCAGAGGCUUUCAAAACUAUUGGAAGCAAAGUCAGUAUGAAUCCAGCUACUGCGAAUUUACUCACGUUGCUCGCAGAAAAUGGCCGAUUAGCGAAAGUCAAUCAAGUCAUUAAUCUAUAUAAACUGAUUAUGGCUGCUAAUAGAGGAGAGGUAGUGUGCGAAGUAGUUACUGCGAAACCACUUGAUGCAGAUACGAAGAAUCAGCUCGAAUCAGCUUUGAAAGGUUUCUUGAAGAAGGGCCAGACUAUUUUACUCACUACUAAAGUAGAUCCCUCUAUUAUUGGUGGUAUGGUGGUAUCAAUAGGUGAUAAAUACGUAGACAUGAGUAUUGCCAGCAAAGUCAAAAAGUACACGGAUAUCAUACAAGCUGCGGCAUAAUCAGUUAAUAAAAUAAAAUAUUCAUGUAGACAUACUUGAUAUUAUGUAAGUUAUUGACUUAUAUAAAUAAAAUUAAUUAAUCGAGCUCGA